AUGGAUGAGAUGUUCGAUGUUUUCGAGGGCAAGGUGGACGCCCCUAGCGAAGACGAGACUGUGUCGCAAAAGAGCCGCAAGGACGACAAGACGAAGAAGAGAAAGGCCAACGCGAUAAAUGGCGAGAACGGCGACGCGGCAACAAGGACCGAAGAUGUCGAUAUGGACAACAACACCACAGAGGAGUCCAAGGAUGAGGAAUCUUCCGACGAAGAGUCUUCCGAAGAGAGCGCUAGCCAGCAGGAUGCCAAGAGAAGGAAGAAGGAGGAAGGUGUAGGACCUGUCAUGACUGAUACUUUUCAGACUGCCGAGUCAAGAGAGGUUGCUGGCGCGGCCACUUUCACAGAGCAGGAUUCAUCUCUCGUUUUGUCGCACAACAUUCAACAUCAGGUCGCCUUACCCCCAGAUUUGGACUAUGAAUACGUUCCUCUUUCCGAGCACAAGGCCCCCGAGCAACCCGCGCGAACAUGGGACUUCAAGCUCGAUCCUUUCCAGAGUCUUUCCGUGGCGUCCAUUGAGCGCGAGGAAAGUGUUCUUGUUUCUGCGCAUACUUCUGCCGGAAAGACUGUUGUGGCUGAGUACGCUGUCGCGCAAUGUUUGAAGCGCAACCAGAGAGUUAUUUACACAAGUCCUAUCAAGGCCUUGAGUAACCAAAAGUACCGAGACUUCGAGUCUAUCUUUGGAGAUGUUGGUCUUAUGACUGGUGAUGUUACUAUCAACCCCACAGCAAGUUGCUUGGUUAUGACUACAGAGAUUUUGCGAUCUAUGUUGUAUCGAGGUUCUGAGAUCAUGCGAGAAGUUGCCUGGGUUGUUUUCGACGAGAUUCACUACAUGCGAGACAAGACGAGAGGUGUCGUCUGGGAGGAGACCAUCAUUAUGCUUCCCGACAAGGUCCGAUACGUCUUCCUUUCUGCCACCAUUCCCAACGCUUUCCAGUUCGCCGAAUGGAUUGCCAAGAUCCACCACCAGGCCUGUCACGUCGUAUACACCGAUUUCCGACCAACUCCUCUUCAGAACUACUUCUUCCCUGCCGGUGGUAGUGGCGCCAGACUUAUCGUCGACGAGAAGAGCAACUUUAACGAGCAGAAUUUCAACAAGGUUAUGCAGGAAGUUGAGGAGAAGAAGGGAGCUGAUCCCAACGACCCUAACGCUCGACAGAAAGGAAAGGGCAAGAAUAAGAAGACCAACAAGGGUGGCGCUGACAAUGGCUCGGAUAUUGCCAAGAUUAUUCGAAUGACCAUCAAGAAGAAGUUCAACCCUGUUAUCGUUUUCAACUUCAGCAAGCGAGAGUGUGAGAAUAUGGCCAUGAACAUCUCUACUCUUAGCUUCAACGACGAUUCUGAAAAGGCCAUGGUUCGCCAUAUCUUUGGCAAUGCUGUUCAGAGUUUGUCGGAGCAGGACAGAGACCUCCCUCAGAUUAUCAACUUGCUUCCCCUGUUGGAGCGUGGUAUUGGUGUCCAUCAUUCUGGUCUGCUGCCUAUUCUCAAGGAGGCCAUUGAGAUUCUCUUCCAGGAGUCUCUGAUCAAGGUUCUCUUCGCCACUGAAACCUUUUCCAUCGGUCUCAACAUGCCUGCCAAGACUGUCGUUUUCACCCAAGUUACCAAGUGGGAUGGCGUCAAGAGACGUCCUCUCACUUCGUCCGAGUACAUUCAGAUGGCCGGUCGUGCUGGACGUCGUGGUCUCGAUGCCCGUGGUAUCGUCAUCAUGAUGAUCGACGACAAGCUUGAGCCCGACACUGCCAAGGAGAUUGUUACAGGACACCAGGACCGACUCAACUCUGCCUUCUACCUCGGUUACAACAUGAUUCUGAACCUUCUCCGUAUUGAGGCUAUCUCACCCGAGUUCAUGUUAGAACGAUGUUUCCACCAGUUCCAGAACGCUGCUAGUGUCCCACAAUUGGAGAAGGAGUUGAUGUCGUUGCAACAAGAGCGUGAUAGCACCAGCAUCGCCGAUGAGUCCACCGUCAAGGACUACUACCAGAUUCGACAGCAACUUAGCGCUUACACCAGGGAUAUGCGAACCGUCAUUCAGCAUCCCAACUACAGUAUCUCGUACCUUCAACCCGGCCGUCUGGUUCAAAUCUACAACCCUAAGGACGAGAAUGAGACUAUCGCUGGCAAUGGAACCGACUUCGGCUGGGGUGUCAUCGUCAACCAGACUCCUCGUCGUGCACCUAAACUCAACGAGCCCGAGCACAUUCCCCAGGAGGCUCAUGUCAUCGAUGUUCUCCUUCCUAUCUCAAGGUCUAGCGCCGACUUCCCUUCAGGACAGCCCGCCGAUGAGAUGCCCCCCGGAAUCAAGCCUUGCAGUGACGAGGAAGACAUCAAGUUCGCGGUCGUCCCUUGCCUUUUGACCUGCAUCAAGGCCAUCAGCCAGAUCCGACUCUUUAUGCCCAAGGAGGGUCUGAAGAGCGAUAGUGAAAGGGAUACGCUCACUAAGUCGCUUAUGGAGGUCAAGCGUCGUUUCCCCGACGGUCUUCCUGUGUUGGAUCCCAUCGAGAACAUGGAGAUCACUGAUGAGUCUUUCAAGAAGCUCCUGCGAAAGAUUGAGGUCCUUGAGUCUAGACUUUUGGCCAACCCUCUUCAUCUUUCCCCUCUUCUUCCUUCUCUGUGGGAUCAGUACCACGCCAAGGUCAAGCUCACCGAGAAGGUCAAGGAGACAAAGAAGUCAAUCGCCAAGGCUUACAGUAUUGCCCAGAUGGAUGAGCUCAAGUCGCGCAAGCGUGUUCUGCGUCGUCUGGGCUUCAUCAACGACUCCGAGGUCGUCCAGCUUAAGGCCCGUGUCGCUUGUGAGGUUUCCUCUACAGAGGGUCAUGAGCUUCUCCUUUCCGAGUUGCUCUUCGACCGAUUCUUCAACGAGCUUAGCCCAGAAAUGUGCGCCGCCGUUAUGAGUUGCUUCAUCUUCGAUGAGAAGGUUGAGGCCCCUGCGCUCAAGGAGGAGCUCCAGAAGCCUUACCGCGAGAUUCAGGCCAAGGCCCGUAUCAUCGCCAAGGUCAGCCAGGAGUGCAAGCUUGAUGUCAACGAGGAGGAAUACGUGCAGAAGCUCAAGUGGCAGCUCAUGGAGACGGUUUAUACCUGGGCCCAAGGAAAGCCAUUUAUCGAGAUUUGCAAAAUGACAAAUGUUUACGAAGGCUCAUUGAUUCGUCUCUUCCGUCGUUUGGAAGAGCUUCUGCGACAGAUGGCCCAGGCCGCCAAGGUCAUGGGCAACGACGAUUUGACCAAGAAAUUUGAGGAGAGUUUGAACAAGAUCCGCAGAGACAUUGUUGCUGCCCAAAGUCUGUACCUAUAG
Messenger RNA from Fusarium coffeatum, 3288 nucleotides. RefSeq lists its product as uncharacterized. Gene Ontology annotation, biological process: RNA catabolic process; maturation of 5.8S rRNA. Bases 1 to 3288 code for a protein of 1095 amino acids. The transcript is spliced from 2 exons. The record is from RefSeq and is a predicted model, not a curated record. Gene Ontology annotation, cellular component: nucleus. NCBI's taxonomy places the organism in Eukaryota, Fungi, Ascomycota, Sordariomycetes, Hypocreales, Nectriaceae. Gene Ontology annotation, molecular function: RNA binding; ATP binding; RNA helicase activity.